This is a messenger RNA of Siniperca chuatsi (mandarin fish), 1924 nucleotides long. RefSeq names its product butyrophilin-like protein 2. The transcript is spliced from 4 exons. NCBI's taxonomy places the organism in Eukaryota, Metazoa, Chordata, Actinopteri, Centrarchiformes, Sinipercidae. The record is from RefSeq and is a predicted model, not a curated record. The coding region runs from base 158 to 919 and encodes 253 amino acids.
AUGGGGUUAGAAAAGUUAUGAGAGAGCUGCAGACAAACUUCCCCUUGCAACAUGAAAUUUACAGCCUCGAUCCAGCAUCUCGUUUCACCUGCUGACUGAUCACUUCAUUUCUUAUUCAAAGACGUUUAUUUUCUUUCAUCAGUUUCAGAACUCCAGGAUGGUUCACCUGAGUGAUCGAGUGAUUCAUUGCAGCUUCAUCUUCCUCCCUUUCAUCUUCCUCCAGCUGUCUGCAGUUCAGUCUCCAUCUAUUCCUUCAUCUGAGACAAUAGUGGCAACAGUUCGCGAUGACGUCAUCUUGCCUUGUCACAGCCUACCUGCUCGUGGCACAAAAUUGGAGUGGUGGGCAGCAGGCACUAAACUCCUUGAGUGGCCUUUUAAUGUGGGAUAUCAUUAUCAAAAACAUCCAUUCUACAAUAGAACAUCACUGUUCGGUGACCGGCUGAAGUAUGGAGACUUUUCAAUGAAACUCUCCAACGUGACAACUUGUGAUGAGGGAACAUACAGCUGCUCACUUUCAACAAAGGGUCUAAUCUCUGUUGUUGAGCUUGUUGUUGGUGCUGUCCCCUCACGUGUCACAGUGGCUGUUGAAAGAACCAACUCUGGAGUGGUUUUACAGUGUGAGUCUAAAGGCUGGUAUCCAAAGCCUGAGGUGUUUUGGCUGGACGGUGAGGAAAACCUCCUCCCUGCUGGAUCUUCAGAGACACCCUGUGGUCCUGAUGGCCUCUAUGCUGUCAGCAGCAGGCUCACUGUGAAGAAGAGCAACAGCAACAUCUUCACUUGUAGAAUCCAACAGCAGAAAAUCAAGCAGACCAGAGAGACACAGAUCCGCAUUCCAGCUAAUUGCAACUUGGUCCUGACUGGUGGUCUCUCAACUGUUGUUGGAUCUUCAUCGUUGUUGUUGUUGCUGUUGUUGUUCUAAUCAUUUACAGAUUCAGAGCUAAUCCUACUUAAGAGAUUUUGUAUUUGCUAUCACAGUUAGUGCUGGUUGAUACAGUGUGGAUGAAGAGUAUUGCAAACAGUCUAAUGUUAGUGUAUUGUUUGUUUUGUGUAGUUUUUUCAUUGUUUUCCCGUUUUUAAAUGUGUAUGUGUUUUUUUUUCUUCCUCUUUUUUGUACUUAAUUUAUUCAUUAUAUCCUCUGGACUGGAAACUGAAAAUGAAUCGGUGUGUGCAUAUAGAGUAUUGCAAACAGUCUAGAAUAGUAUAAGUUUGUCUAUAUGUGUAUAUUUUUGUUUUAAAGAAACCCCAGUCCACAUAAAAGUGCAAUAUAAAACAGCAUUUCGUCUGUCAAAAGGUUAAUAAUAAUCACUGGAUUUAUGGAUCUUGAUUUUUGCUUAUUGUACACAACCUGGGAAUUAAGACUUUCUAAAUUCAGGGCCAAAUGUCUCCUGCCUAUACAAUAACCUCUUGUGCAACUUCUGAAAGGUAGUUCUUCGGCCAUUUCUAGUGGCCACCACCAUUAACUGCAAAAAGUGACAGUCUGGCAGAGAAUCUGAACAAGUCUGUUGAACCUCCAUGUUGUGUUGGAGAUGUUUCCAUCAUUUGUGUUCCCUUUCACAACUGACCAGCCUGAAGGUAGGCUUCAGCCUCUGGGCACCAUGGAUGUCUGCAGAGGUGUGAAGUGCUAUUUCUUUAACUUCCAGAUGAUGGGCGCAUGCGUACACGUGUGAACAUUAUGUAACCGCUGUAUGGUGGCAAGUUUACAUACUUUAGUCAACUAUAAGUGACCACACGAUCAAAUGUCAGACUGACUUUAUGAAUAGUUUCAUAAAGAGAAUAUUACGCGGCAGGCAGCCAAACAUCUAGCUAAGUAGAAUUAGGCGAUACCAUGGCUGUAGUAGGUCGUAAUUAGCAUUAAGCAAUAACUUACAGGUGAAUGAACACAAGUAGUUUGUAUUUUUAAUGAUUUCAUUUACUUACUUGUGCC